AUGAGUCUGACACCAGUACAUUUCUUCUCUCAUGGCUCGACUAUGAUGCUAGGAGAGGAAUCCGAAAGUGCAGAUUACUGGAAGAAAUGCGGAGAUGAAGCCUUAGCACGGAACAUCAAGGGUGUCGUCGUGAUGGGCGCACACUGGGACUGCCUAGGCGACAGAAUUGAACUAGCCACAAAUCCCAACCCCGCCAAAAGUCCAGUGGCAUACGUCAAGCCCGAAAAAUACGUGAACUACAAAUUGAACCCAGAUCUCGAAACCAGUGAACGAUGCAUCAAGAUGCUAGCCAAUGAAGGCUUCAACGUUGGCGGAAACAAAACCUUCGACUGGAUUCACGACGUAUACCUUAUUCUCAUUCGCAUGUUCCCAGCCGGAUGUCCACCCACGACCCUAAUCUCCGCCAACGCACGAUUUGAUCCUCAUUUUCACAUGAAGAUCGGAGCAACGCUACGACCGUUACGUCGAGAGAACUUUCUCUUUGUGGGAACUGGUGGUGCAGUUCAUAACCUAUAUCGGAAUCGAUGGGCACCGAUGCUUCGUUUCCGGGAUAACUUUGCCAUGGAGACGCCGCCGGAGGAUUGGGCGAUGGAAUUUCGACAGGCUGUGGAGGAUGUUAUUACCAAAACGUCGGGUCCACAGUUACGUGGUGCGUUGACUCGACUGAUGAAACAUCCUCGGUUUAGAGAUGCGCAUGCUACUGAUGAUCAUUUUAUGGCUGCUCUGUUUGUGGCGGGGGCAGCUGGUGACUCUGAAGAUGAGAAUAAGCCUGCGGUGAUGGGUGCUGAAAAUUGGGAACUGACUAAUAUGUGUAACUCGCAAUUCACGUUGGGUGCAUGGUCCAGAGAGAUUCCUGUUUGA
Penicillium angulare is the source of this 861-nucleotide messenger RNA. Its product is annotated as DODA-type extradiol aromatic ring-opening family dioxygenase. The record is from RefSeq and is a predicted model, not a curated record. Gene Ontology annotation, molecular function: oxidoreductase activity, acting on single donors with incorporation of molecular oxygen; zinc ion binding; ferrous iron binding. The transcript is spliced from 3 exons. Lineage: Eukaryota; Fungi; Ascomycota; Eurotiomycetes; Eurotiales; Aspergillaceae. The coding region runs from base 1 to 861 and encodes 286 amino acids.